Plasmodium gaboni is the source of this 5520-nucleotide messenger RNA. RefSeq lists its product as hypothetical. Lineage: Eukaryota; Apicomplexa; Aconoidasida; Haemosporida; Plasmodiidae. The transcript has a single exon. The coding region runs from base 1 to 5520 and encodes 1839 amino acids. The record is from RefSeq and is a predicted model, not a curated record.
AUGUCAUUCAUAAGACCAGAACUAAAAUCAGUCGAUUUCCCCCCUCCAGAUAUUAAUAGCAAAGGUAGUAUUUUAAAAAACAAACCAAUGGAAUCUAUAAACAAUAUAAGAGAUGUUGAAAGUAUAAAAAAAUUAAGUUAUAUGAGCACCGGCGUAAAUAAUAACCAACUAUAUGAAAAUGGAAUGUAUUUUGAUGAAAGAAAAAGAGAAUAUAUACCUAAUAAUGAAAACAUUUCUUCUAUAUAUGAAAAUAAUAAUGUUGAAAAUAAUGUAAAUAUGAAUGAUAAUGUUAAUGUUAUUGGUAGUAGUGUGUUUAGGCCUACUGAUGGAAUACAUACCAUAGAAGAGAAAAAAAUUUCUUACGGAAAUAAUAUGUUCGACUAUAAUAAUAUGAUUCCAUAUAACAUGAAUAAUAAUAUGAUUCCAUAUAACUUGAAUAAUAAUACGAUUCCAUAUAACAUGAACAAUAACAUGAUGCCAUAUAACAUGAACAACAACAUGAUGGAAUACAAUAUGAACAACAACAUGAUGGAAUAUAAUAUGAACAACAACAUGGUGGAAUAUAAUAUGAACAACAACAUGGUGGAAUAUAAUAUGAACAACAAUAUGAUAAAUAAUGAUAGACAUUUAUCUCAGAUGAACGUAGAUAAAAAUUUGUAUCCUGUAAAUAAUUUGCCUAACGAUGAAGUAAGUUAUGGUUAUGUAGAUCCGUUGGAAAAUUUGUUUAAUACAAAUAAAUUUAAAAUAAAAAAAAUAAAAGACACCAACAGCAUUAGUAAUGACUAUAACAAUAAAAAAAACUUAACUAACAUUUUGCCUUUUGAAAAGAUUGUAGAACAGUGUGAUAUUAAUAAUGUGCUAUCAAAUAAAUUCGUUCAAGAUUUAUAUAAUCAUCAAAAUGUAUAUGAUGAAAAUAAUGUAGUUAUGAAAGGAUUUAAAGGGGAAUAUAUGGAUGGUUCCCCAUCAGUUCCUUUUUUAAGUGAUGGAAAGAGUGUAGUAUAUAAUAAAAUGAAAGAAAAUGAUGAGCAUUUUGAGGAGGAUAAUUAUGCUCAGGAUAAAGCUUAUAUGACUUCAAGGUAUUCUAGUGAUAAGAGAAAUACACUAAAACCAAAUAAACUUGACAUAGGUGAUAAACAAAAAAAUGAUGGUAACGAAAAUAAUAUGGUUGAUAAAGAUGAUGAUAAUUAUCAAGGUAACGAACAUAUCAACAUGAAUAAUAUUAAUAGUAAGAACAAUAUUGAUAGAGUUCGUAAUAGGAGCCAUUCCAAGAAUAUGAUUCCCUCAGAUAUGACAACAAAUAAUAUUCCAAUGCAAGAUAUAAGAAAUAGUCACUAUGAAGAUGAAAAUAAAAAUAAAAAUAAAAAUAAGAAAAUAAAUGAUAAUAUUAAUGCUACUAUGAAUAAUGAUGAUGAUGAUUUACAUGCAGUGGAAAAUAAUGAAGGUGAUAAAGAUAAUAAUUUAUUUGAGGUAUAUGAUUAUAAUAAAAAUAAAAAGGUUGUAUAUUAUUCUGUUAAAAAUCAUUAUGAUCCAUAUAAAGAAAUGUGUAAAAAAGAGAAAGACAGUUAUUCAAUAUAUGAUAAUAAAAUAUAUGAAAAUGAUAUAUAUGAUUAUCUAUUACAUCAGUAUGAACAAAAUUAUGAACAUAUGUUUGAUCAACGCAACUCGAAUAAUAGUAAUAUAGCAAAUGAUAGAAAGGAUAUUUUUUAUAAUCGUAUGAAUUUAAUGUAUGGCGACAAUCAUAUGGGAGAUAAUAACUACAAAAAGGAUAUUAUCAGAAAUUCAUAUCAUAAUAAUAAUAAUAAUAAUAAUAGUAAUAACAUUAAUGGUGAUGUUAAUAGAUUUAAUAGUAAGGAUGGUAAUACUAGGUGCCGAGUAGGGACCCUUAAUCAAAAUAGUAUUCAUGAAAAUAAUGAGAAUGAAUAUAAUAAUAUUCCAAGAUAUACAAAUUAUAAAAGAGAAACAGAAUUAUAUGAUAAAAUUUUAUAUGACUACAAAUUAAAUCAACAUAAAUAUCCAUCUUAUUUUCCAAGAAAUAUAAAUGAUAAAAGUUGUGAUAAUGUUAAUGAUAAAAAUAGGAAUAGUAACUUAUCAAUUUUAUAUAAGAGGAAUUCAAAAAUUUGUAAUUUGUAUAAUGAUGAACUAUUAGAUAUAUAUAAAUAUACUACUGAUAUAUAUACACCUAAACCAAAAUUAUUUGUUUAUUCUGUAAAAGAUAAUUUAAAUACAAACAAUAAAGAUCAGAAGAAUGAUAUAAAAAUAGAAAAACAAAAGGAUACAAAAAACAAUUUGUAUGAUAAAGAAUAUACAAAUAAUGAUGUUUUAUGUAACACAUAUAAUUUAAAAAUUAAUAAAGAAUUUAAAAAGAUUUUUAAAAAAUUAAAAUAUAAAAAUACUGUAGUUAUUAGUAAUAUAGGCAAAAAUUGUGGAUCUUCUACCUUUUCAAAUUAUAUUAUAAAUGAUAAUGAAAUAAAUAAAUUUACAAAUGAAAUCAGUACAGAAGAAAAUUGUAUAUAUGCAUAUAUUACAAAGAAUCAAAAUAAAAUUAAUUAUCUUUAUUUAGAUUAUGAAAAGAUUACUACUCUACAAGCUAAAUAUUGUAAUGAAAAAAAAGAAUUACAAAAUAAUAUAAAUAAAUUCAUAACACUUUCCUUCUACUUUUCUAAUAUAGUAAUUUUACAUAUAAGUAAAGAAAAUUGUUUAGAUAUGUUUUAUGUGUUGGCUUCUUAUUAUGAUAUAAUAAAAAAUAUUAGAGAAAAUCUGAGAAAAAGAAGAAAGAAAUAUGAGCAAUUAGAAAGUGGUAAACAGGAAGGUGACCAAUUUGAUUUGAAGAAUAUCAAAAAGGCGCUUUCUCCAAAAGAGAAUAAUAAAAGUAAAGAUAAUCAGAAAAAUAAAGAAAAUAAAGAAAAUAAAGAAAAUAAAGAAAAUAAAGAAAAUAAAGAAAAUCAAAAGAGUAAAGAUCAUCAAAAGAGCAAAGAUCAUCAAAAGAGUAAAGAUCAUCAAAAGAGCAAAGAUCAUCAAAGGAGCAAAGAUCAUCACAAAAGUAAUGAUAAUCUUGAUAGUGAUAAGAAUGAGGAAGACAUCGAAACUGUUGAAGAACCAUUAGAUAUAAAUGAUAAUAAAACAAAUACCAAUUUGUCAUCAGAUGUAAGUGAAGAGGAUUCAUCUAAUACAGAUAGCGAAGAUUCGAGUAAAGACAAUUUUGAUGAAAAUAAUUUUUCUUUACCAUAUUUUAUAUUUGUAUUAAGAGAUGUAAAUAAAGAAGAAUUAUGCCAAAUGAACUUACAAAAUGAAUGUUUGUUUAAAGAGGAGGAUAUGAAUGGUAAUAUAAAUGUAAAUAUAAAUGUAAAUGCUAAUGAGAAUAUGAAUAAUCCUUUAAAUGACUGUAUGUUUUAUAACCAACAUGUUAAUAAUAAUAUUAACAAUAUUAACAAUAAUAAUAAUAAUAAUAGUAUUGGUGGUAAUAAUUAUCAUUAUGGUUAUGAUAAUUAUUCAUAUGAUUCCUUAGCUAGACAAUAUUUAGAUUCACUCAUAAACAUGAUAAAUGAUGAUGUAACCCAGAAAAAGGUUCAAUGUAUGCUAAAAUUAUUAACAAGAAAAAAUAUUUUCAUGUUACCAUCAUUAUAUACAAAUAAUAAUGAAUAUAUUAUAAAUAAAGAAUAUAUGAAAGAAUUAAGCAGAAUAAAAAAAGAAUUAUAUAUCCAAGGGAAAGCAAUAGAUAAUAUGUAUAAAAAUAAUGGUACUUAUAUAUAUAAAUAUAUUAGUAUGUUAUUAUAUACAACUAAUAAUAAUAUUUUUUAUACACCUAAACAAUUACAAAAAAAAAUAGAAAAUUUUGAAUGUAAAAUGUUAUAUAAUGUUCUUAUAGAUAAUUUCUUACUUCAUAUAAGAAAAAAAAUUGAAAAAAAAUUACCCAUGAAACCAAAUAUGUUUUUAACAUUAAUUAAUGAUUUAAAGAUAGAAUUUAUUUUAACCUUUGAAAAAUUUGCUAUUGGAAAUAUAAAAAUUAAAAAAAAAUAUAAAAACCAAUUAUAUUCUGAUAUGGAUGUUAUAAUAUUAAAAGCUUAUAAAGAAAAUAUAGCAUUCAGUUGUUUUAAUUUUUAUAAUAUUAUUGAUCAAAGAAUAAAGGCUUUAAAAAUUUAUGAAAACAUUAAUAAUUUUAAGUAUGAAAACUUUAGUCAGCUACAAAUCGAUCUAGAACAUAUUAAUGAGGGAGAAAUAGAUAAUCUUAUAUAUAACGAAAUAUUAGGAAUAAAGAAGGAAGAAAUAUUUGCACACUUUAUAAAUGUUUAUUAUGAUAAUGAAAAAGAUACAAGUGAAAUGUUAUAUAAUACUGACCCAGCAGAUAAUAAGCAGAAAAAAUUGUAUGCUCUACCAAAAAAUAAAAAAAGCUUGACAGGUGUAAAUCAUAAAACAAAUGAUAAUAAUAAAUAUGAUACAUCUGAUACAUUAAGCGAUACUGAUAAUAAUAAAAAGUAUGAAUAUCAAAAAGGUAAAAAAAUUACUUCAACAUAUUUAGGAACUGACAACAAUAAUAAUAAUAAUAAUAAUAAUAAUAAUAAUAAUUAUAUUAAUAAUAAUCUUAAUAAUUAUGGUAAUCCAUUGUUAUAUGGAAACAGUAUGAAAAAAAAUAAAAAUAAAUAUGAAGGAAAAUUUGUCAAAUAUCAAGAUACCAUAAAUCAAGAUAAAGAUUCUGAUGAUAAUUCCUUUAAAGAAUUAGAACAAAAUAAUGAGAAGAAAAGUUUGAGAAUAAAUAAAUAUAAUAAUGAUUCAUAUAGAAGAAAAAGUACAAAUGAAAUGUAUGUAAAUGCUGAUGAUACUUAUUAUUAUCAAACCAAAACGAAAAUACCAAGUAAUAAUAAUAUUAACAAUAAUAAUAAUAAUUAUAAUAAUAAUAAUUAUAAUAUCAACAGAUCAAUCAGCUCAUCGAAAAAAUCAUACCAUAAAUUUAAAUCAGAUCUAGGUUUAAUAUAUGCAAGGAAAAAAAAAGUACACAAAUAUAAUUAUGUACCCAAAAAAUAUAAUAGUGUAGAUUAUGCUAAUGAAAAUAAUGAAUAUAUGCAUAAAAAUUCAAUAUUAUAUGAAAAUUUAAAUAGUUCAGAAUUAUUUCCAGAAGAAGGUGUAGAUAUAUAUACAGAUGAAGAUAAUGCAGAAGAUGAAUACAAUCAAGAGGAAAAGCAUAAUGCAUUUCAACAAAAUAAUAAUUAUCUAUCAUCAAAUAGUAGAUUAAAUAGUAAAAAUGAUAAAAAAGUAAAUCAUUCCAAAUCUAAAAUUUCUAGAAACAUGAGUAAUUCUGCUAUGGAAAUGGUAAAUUUGAAAGAAAACGAUGAUGAUGAAAAUGAACAAGAUGAUGAUAAUAAAAUAGCUUUUAUUAAAAAAAAAAUCUCUAGUAAUUUAUCUAAUGUUAAAGAUAAAUUAACCUUUCAAGAAAAAAAUAAUUAUGAAAGUAAAAAAUCAAGUCGUAGCAACUCAAGGAAAAAAACAAGGAUGAGUUGUUUACCCAAAAAAAAAAGUUCAAAAUGA